UUUAAAGUUCAAAUCUUUCAAUUAGGAAGCAUUAUCUUUUAAUUUCCUACUCGGAGGAGGACUACUAAGUUUAUAUAAUAGGCUGUGAUUGUUUCUUUUCGCAGGUGAAAGAAUUCUCUCUUAAUUUCUCAAUCGCGCGUUUUCUCUUGGUAGCUGAAUCCAUGGCGAUUUACUACAGAUUCAAGAGUGCUAAGCAGUUUGAUUCGAUUCCAGUCGAAGGGCCGUUCAUCACCGUCUCCAAUCUCAAACGAAAGGUUUUCGAACGCAAACGCUUGGAGAGGGGGACUGAUUUCGACCUGUUAAUUACCAAUGCACAAACCAACGAAGAGUACCUUGACGAAGGUUCGGCGAUAUUCAGGAAUACUGCGGUCCUAAUUCGGCGAGUCCCAGGCCUGCCUCGAAAGCCUAUUAUUGUUGAGCGUGCCGAGAAGCCAGCAGCAUCAGGGGGCUGUAUUCAGCACUCUCCUCCGUCGUGUUCGGAUUCAAGAGGUGAUGCUAAAAGGGCACAAGCCGAGGUUUCGAAGCCGGCCUUAACCGUGGGAGAUCUGCCAGAAUUAUGCUGCCCGCUGUGCAAACAAGUUAUGGAAAACGCCGUCUUCGCCAGAAAAUGCUGUUUCAGAAGUUUCUGCGAUAAAUGCAUCCGCGAGCAUGUAAGUGUCGAUUCUACGUGCGAGUGUGGAGCGCCUAGAGUUUUAGCCGAGGACUUCAUUCCAAAUAAGACUUUACGGGACAUUGUAACGUCCAUGCUGGAGUCUGCAAAAAACAUUAAGAGGCAGCAUGACCUGAAGACGGGGGAAGAAGAAGGAGAAGAUUUUGCUUUUAAGCGAAGGCGUUUGUGCUCCUCAACGAGGAUGAUUAGCUGCACCUAGAAGAAGGAGAAGAUUUUGCUUUAUUCAAAUACAUUGGGAAAUGUUGUAGUGAAUCUAACUCAGAAUCAACUAUUUCAGAUGUUACUUGAUAAUUCUAUUGAUUAUAUUUCAGAUAUUACUUGAUAUAUGCAUGCAUAUUUCCUAUUAAAUGAUAUUUCAAAUGUUACUUAAUAAUUCUCUCUUUUGCGAUCAAUACGCUUGAGUCGCUUGAAUAACGCUGCAAUUGUUCUUUCUACAGCUCUACUCAUUGAUCAUUUUACACAUGGA
This is a messenger RNA of Asparagus officinalis (garden asparagus), 1136 nucleotides long. Its product is annotated as E3 ubiquitin ligase PARAQUAT TOLERANCE 3-like. The record is from RefSeq and is a predicted model, not a curated record. Gene Ontology annotation, cellular component: nucleus. The transcript has 3 exons. NCBI's taxonomy places the organism in Eukaryota, Viridiplantae, Streptophyta, Magnoliopsida, Asparagales, Asparagaceae. The coding region runs from base 162 to 869 and encodes 235 amino acids. Gene Ontology annotation, molecular function: ubiquitin protein ligase activity; zinc ion binding. Gene Ontology annotation, biological process: protein ubiquitination; mRNA processing; ubiquitin-dependent protein catabolic process.